CGACGGGACCUGCUUUCGGGGCAUGAGUUGGGGGCACAGUGCCGAGGCCAGCAGAGAUUGAUGGAAGCAGAAACUAAACCUCUUCCCCUGGAAAAUGCAUCUAUCCUUUCAAAGGGCUCUCUACAGGAAGGUCACCGGUUAUGGAUUGGCAACCUGGACCCCAAAAUCACAGAAUACCACCUCCUGAAACUCCUCCAAAAGUUUGGUAAGGUGAAGCAAUUUGACUUCCUUUUUCACAAGUCAGGUGCUUUAGAGGGCCAACCUGGAGGGUACUGUUUUGUCAACUUUGAGACUAAGCAGGAAGCAGAGCAAGCCACCCAGUGUCUCAAUGGCAAGCUGGCACUGUCUAAGAAGCUGGUGGUGCAAUGGGCACAUGCUCAAGUAAAGAGAUAUGACCAUAACAAGAAUGAUAAGAUCCUUCCAAUCAGUCUCGAGCCAUCCUCAAGCACUGAGCCUACUCAGUCUAACCUAAGUGUCACUGCAAAAUUAAAAGCCAUUGAAGCAAAGCUGAAAAUGAUGGCAGAAAAUCCUGAUGCAGAAUAUCCAGCAGCACCUGUUUAUUCCUACUUUAAACCACCAGAUAAAAAGAGGACUACUCCUUAUUCUAGAACAGCGUGGAAGUCUCGAAGAUGAUGGUUGUGAAUUACUGGAGCAGUAAAAGUGUAUUGGUCUCCACACAUGAACUCCUUUGCCUUUGUGCUUUGUAGAUGUGAAUUGUAUUAUCCAACAGAGCACAAUCACAUGUAGAGAGUUUGCUAACAACAUUUUUGGAUGUUCUAAUGGAUGUGUCUUCCCUGAACUAUGUGUGGAAUUGAACAUCAUCCAGAAUAAAUAGGAUUGUGUCCAAAAUUGUGACUUGAACACUGAAA
Messenger RNA from Jaculus jaculus (lesser Egyptian jerboa), 869 nucleotides. Its product is annotated as probable RNA-binding protein 18. Gene Ontology annotation, molecular function: RNA binding. The transcript has a single exon. Bases 61 to 633 code for a protein of 190 amino acids. The record is from RefSeq and is a predicted model, not a curated record. NCBI's taxonomy places the organism in Eukaryota, Metazoa, Chordata, Mammalia, Rodentia, Dipodidae.